AUGUCGAUUAUUGAAUAUUUAAGUGACAGUGAGAUGUUUGAGGAGCAAGGAGAUGUAGAUAAGACGCAGAAAAGAAUGAGAGAAGAAAGUGAAAGUGAGUGGACAGCCGUAGGACAGGGAAAAGAGAAAAAAUUAAAAGAAAGCGAAAAAAUUGAAGUUUACAUCUCAAGUAAAGAAAAAUUACCCAAACAGUUUUCUUUGGCUAGAAUUUUUAAAGAACAAAACAUUUCGGAUAUUAUUAGGGUAAAAUAUUUAAAUCCAUUUAAAGUCAGAAUAGAUAUAAUUAGCGAAAUAAGCGCACAAAAAAUCGAAGAAUGUCAGUAUUUCAAAGAUAAAAAUUGGCGAAUCCAGAAGGCGUUAGAAAGGAAUUUUUCUUAUGGAAUUAUAAGAGAUGUAGACUUAGAUUUAACGAAUGAAAAAAUUUUUGAAAAAAUUAGAUGUGACUUACCAGCUCAAUUAAUUUCCGCUUACCGUCUCAGUCGAAGGAAUCUGACAGAACCGGGGUGGAUACCCAGCGAAACUGUAAGGUUGUGCUUUAAAGGGGCUUUCAUCCCUGCAUAUGUAUAUGUUGAAGAAUUGAGAGUCAAAGUAGAAAAUUACGAAUUUCCAGUGACACAGUGCUCUCGUUGUUGGAAAUUUGGACAUCGUAAAGUUAGAUGUCCUUCUUUGAAGAUAGUGUGCCCGAAAUGUUCAAAAAAUCACGAAAAUUGUGAAAAUACAAUAUUUAAAUGUGUCAACUGUUUCGGUAAUCACAUGGCAUUGUCAAAAGUAUGCCCUAAAUUCUUAAAAGAGAAGAAAAUAAGAAGUUUAAUGUCUGAAUUUAAUUGUACCUACCGAAAAGCUCUUGAAACUUAUGUACCACCCGAGGUAUAUGAUCAAGAAGAGGAAAGAAAAGAAAACGAAGAAAGAAACGAAGAACAAGAAAGAAGUCGAGAAGGCGAACCUCUACUAUCUCAAACGGAAAACUUAAAUUGUCAAGAUUAUCCAACCCAAAAUAGUAUAGAAAUUUUAUUAGUUAAGCUAUUUAAUUGCGAUGUAAUAGAAAACAUAAUAUCUCUUUAUUGUCCACCUUCGGUCAACACCUGCCAACUUGACUGGGAGCAUUUAUUCGCGUUUUCAAAGAGUAAAACAUUAUUGCUUGGUGACUUUAAUGGUCACCACACAAACUGGUCUAAUAAAAUAGAUGCUAGAGGGAAGCAAAUUAUGGAUGCGUUAAUGUCCGAUAAUAGUUUUGUUACACUUAAUAACGGGGAUAUAACGAGAAUUAAACUUGUAAAUGGUGUGAUACAACAGUCAUCACCUGAUAUUUCGUUUGCUUCAACGGAUAUCGCUCUCAGAUUCGAUUGGAGGGUGUUGAAUGAAACCUUAGGAAGUGAUCAUUGUGUUAUAAAAAUUAAUGCACAUGUAAAAGCAGAACCGAAAUGUAUAGCUCGCAGGAAUUUUAAGAAAGCGGAUUGGAAUUCUUAUACUGAGUUACUUCAAACCUUAUAUUCUGACUUCAUUAUAUCCAACGAUUUACAACACGAUUACAAUAAUUUUAUAGACUACAUGAACAUUGCUGCUGAUAUUCAUAUUCCAUUUGUUAAAAUUUGUACAAAUCCUACAAGUAAUUUCUUGCCUCGCCCUUAUUGGAAUCAAAUUCUUUCAAAAUGUGUAGCAGAACGCCGUUUAGCACUGUCGCAAUUUCGCCGUAAUCCAACUCCUAAUAAUUUGACUUACUUACGGACUAAAAUACGUACUUCUCAAAAGUUAAUGCGCAAAUUUAGAUCACAGUCAUGGCAGGCUAUGUGUUCUUCUUUAAAUGAGUCAUCAACUCAAACAGAGGUUUACAAUAAACUGAAGUGGAUAAAGGGCUACAAAGCAUACGGUAAUUAUAUUGAUGUAGGAAAGGCCAAUGAAUUGUUAAAAAAUUUAGCACCAGAUUACGUACCCACUCACAAACAAUCAUUUUCAUCCAGUAAUAUCAAAUUAGAAUCAGUUAUAACUCUACAUGAAUUAGAAAAAAGCAUUAAAGUGAAGGACACCUCUCCCGGAUGUGACAACAUAUCGUAUUCAAUGAUGAAGAAUUUGCCGUUGAAUGGUAAAGUUUUGUUGCUUUCUCUCUACAACAAGUUCCUCAUUAAGUCAUUUGUACCCAUCCAAUGGCAAGAUAUCAGUAUAAUACCAAUACCAAAACCCGGACGUGAUACACAAAAUAUUUCCUCGCUGAGACCAAUUUCAAUGAUCUCAUGCGUUUGUAAGGUUUUUCACACCGUUCUACUUAAUAGAUUAGAAUGGUUCAUUGAGAGAAACCAUAUUUUACCUGAGACUAUUACAGGUUUCAGAAAAUGCCAUUCAACUCAACAUAAUCUUGCUUCUUUAGUCUCCAGAAUACAGUUAGGGUUUACAGAAAAAUAUAGUACGGUAUGCUGUUUCAUCGAUAUAGACAACGCGUAUAAUAACGUUGAUGUAAAUAGUUUAUUACAUACUUUGGAUAGACUAGGGGUAGGCACAAAAAUCUGCAAAUAUUUAGAAAACUUUCUGAGAAAUAGAAUCCUUAAAAUUCAAACAAAUAAAAAACAAGUUUGUAGAAGUACUAGUCGUGGAUUAGCACAGGGUGACCCUCUUUCGCCAUUACUAUUCAAUAUUGUAACUGCCUGUAUAUCUAAAAGCGCAAAUAACGUGCAUAUUUCUCAAUAUGCUGAUGAUUUCCUUUUCUAUGCAUCGCAUGAAAAUGUAUUACAAGCUGCUGAAAGAAUACAAAUAUCUCUAAAUCUAGUUUCAGAUAUUAUGUCAAAAAUAGGCCUAGAAAUUUCACCAAUUAAAAGCAAAGUUAUCAUUUUUAAAACUAGUAACAAAUCUUGCAAUAUCGAAUUAAAAGUUAAUGGAAUAUCAUUAGAAAUAGUAGAUCAUUACAAAUAUCUAGGACUUUGGCUUGAUAAAUCUUUAAGGUGGUCCAAGCACAUAAACGAAAUAAGUUCACAAUGGGGCAUACAUCCACGUCAUUUAAGACGACUUUAUACAUCUUUGGUCCGAAGUAAGUUAGAUUAUUGUUGUUUCCUAUAUGAUAACAGCGCGCAGAUACAUUUAAAAAAAUUAAAUUUAAUACAAAAUCAGUUUUUACGUAUCAUUGGAGGAUUUAUCAAAAGUACGGCAGUCCAUGUCAUGGAGUCUGAACUACACAUUGAACCACUUUUAUUUCGUAGAUAUUAUUUGGCAGGUAAAUUUUGGCUAAAAUGUAAAUCAACCGCAAAUAGUGAAAUUAUUAGGCUAGUAGAAGAGUUAAAAUAUGCUUGCCAAAGUCUUUAUUGGAGAAAUAAGAAAAAGCCUUUAUUAAUAACAAUCCACGAAUGUCUUAAAGAAAAUUAUGUUAAAGCUAGUAGUAAUUUAGAUAUGUUUAAUUUACAAACAUGGAUGACAAAUUUUGACCUAUGUAAAAUAAUACAACCAACCAUAGAACAAAUUAAAAAACCAAAAAAAAUAUAUGACUUUGAAAUAUUAAGAACUAUUUGUAAUGAUUCAAUACAGCAAAACUUUCCAAAUCACUAUUAUUUGUUUACUGAUGGAUCUAAAAACCAAAGCGAUGUUGGAGCAGCAGUGUUUGAUCCACAAAACGCAUCCUCCGUUAAAUUUAAAAUAGAUUGUAAUAUUUCCAUUAUGCAUGUAGAAUUAAUUGCCAUUGCGGAGGCUGUGUCAUAUAUUAAGAGUGUUGAUUACAGAGAUUUUGUAGUUUUCACCGAUUCGAGGAGUGCGCUUCAACAUAUUUCUCACUGUGGUUAUCCUGGUUUCCGGGGUGUUCCAAUUGCUUAUGACAUUAUAGAGACUAUAACCGAGCUCCACACAAACAAUAAAAAUGUUACGUUGCAGUGGAUACCUUCUCAUAUUGGCAUUGCGGAAAACGAAAAGGUUGAUAAAUUGGCUAGGGAAGCAGGGAUUGAUGGUAUACCUUAUCAGUGUUUACCUCUCUAUUCCGAUAUUUUAAUUAAGUUGAAAGCAAUUGUAAUAAAAUUUUGGCAGGAAUACUUCGACGAAAGAUCAAAAAGUAAAGGUAUAUGGUAUAGAACCAUACAGCCAACCUUAUGCAACCAUCCUUGGUUUCUUGGUGCCAAUAUGAGCAGAUCCGAAACUGUAACUGCCUUCAGGCUGCGAUCCGGACAUAUUCCGUUAAACAGCUUUGCUGCAUUAAUGGGCAAAUCUACAUCACCAACUUGUUUAGAGUGCGAUAAAAUAGAAGAUGUGUUGCACAUAAUGGCUGAAUGCGUCCGGAACGAAGCAGAAAGGGCAGAAUUUCUUGUAAGAAUUAAUGUAAAUACUUUUGAUACUGGCAUAUGGAAUAGUAUUCUUGCCUUUCCAACGUCUGGAGAGGCAAGAAUGCUAUACAGAUUAGUAUUAAUAGGUUUAAGACGUCGAUAUUUGUAG
Messenger RNA from Melitaea cinxia (Glanville fritillary), 4398 nucleotides. RefSeq lists its product as uncharacterized. Lineage: Eukaryota; Metazoa; Arthropoda; Insecta; Lepidoptera; Nymphalidae. The record is from RefSeq and is a predicted model, not a curated record. Gene Ontology annotation, molecular function: RNA-DNA hybrid ribonuclease activity; nucleic acid binding. The transcript has 3 exons. The coding region runs from base 1 to 4398 and encodes 1465 amino acids.